This is a messenger RNA of Cryptomeria japonica (Japanese cedar), 834 nucleotides long. RefSeq names its product G-type lectin S-receptor-like serine/threonine-protein kinase At4g27290. Bases 1 to 834 code for a protein of 277 amino acids. The transcript has a single exon. Lineage: Eukaryota; Viridiplantae; Streptophyta; Pinopsida; Cupressales; Cupressaceae. The record is from RefSeq and is a predicted model, not a curated record.
AUGGAUCGUUUAGCAUUCAACUGCUUGAAACGUUUCAUUCUAGCUCUUACUUUGCUUAUUCUCCAGUGCAGUUGUCAUUUAUUUGAUGGUGCUGGAGACACCCUUUCGUUGGGGGCUUCCCUGAGGGAAAAGCAGACCAUCAUUUCAAAGAAUGGCACUUUUGAAUUGGGAUUUUUUAGUCCCAACAGAACCAACAACUGGUAUGUUGGCAUUUGGUAUGCCUACAUCUCUGAGAAGACUAUCAUUUGGGUGGCUAACAGAGAGACUCCCAUCAGAGACAUGCCCGGCGUUUUUACGCUCUCUUCAACUGGUUAUCUCACUGUCUCUGAUUCGCAAGGAAAAGUCAUUUGGUCGAGUAAUAAUACCCAGCAUACAAAGGGAUCCAGGGCUUCCAUACUCGACACUGGUAAUUUUGUUCUUUUUGGCGCCCAAAACACUUCUGAGAUUGUAUGGGAGAGCUUUGGAGAUCCCACAGAUACACGUUUGCCUACGAUGAAGUUUUGGAAGGGCUUGAAACUAAAAUCAUGGAAAAGUUCGGUGGAUCCAGCGCCUGGGCCCUUCUUUCAACAAAUGAAUCCAUCUCCAGGAAAAACUGACCUUCAACUGCAGUACAAAAAUGGUGUUCCAUAUUACAGUACGGGAGAAUGGACUGGUAGCUACUUUACCAAUUUGCCAGGGAUUCUAUAUUAUUCCGGUUUGAAGCUGGAAUUCGUGGUGUUUUCUCCCACAAGAAUGUACUACACAUAUAAGCUUGGACCCCAACUUCUGGCUAGUACGAUGAUGGUGAGACAUGUUCUCAAAUGGAACGGCCGGCAAGCUAUUAAUCUACACUAG